AUGGAAGGGUUUGACCCUCUUGCCCCGGUUUCCAAGCGAGCUCCACUGGAGACCCGUAUUCGUCGCCUAUGGGCGAGUUUUCGUGGUGAUGGCCCCAUGCCAGAUCUCGGCUUCGCACUUUGGGAGCGUCGAUUUUGGAUCCUCGCCGCCGCUGUUGAAAAGGGGUUUGCGGCUGAAGGAGCGGAACCCAACUGCGACAAGGAUCUCAUCAAGACCAAGACGGCCAGAUUUCGAGUCCUGAUGGAUGGACGGAGUGCUCGGGCAGACCGCCUCCGGAACAUGUACCAACUGCAGUAUUUGAAGUGGAGUCUGGAGUCCGCAUCGACCUCUCAACGCUCACUCAUCUGUCCAGAGAUGAUCAUCGAGCCUUUGUGUUUCUUGGUAUCCGGUGAAGAACUUGCCCCGUGGUGUGCAAACUGGGUGUACCGACCGUUCGAUCACCCGUACAACACCACCUACGUGCCAUGCAAUCGCGAGGCUCGGAUCUUCUGCCCCCGCGGUGUUGAUGCUGCGAUGGCUAAUCAAACCGCUAGGGCGAUCAUUGCCAACCCGUGCUUGCAACCUCCCGAGCUGAUCCCGGACUGGCAAGAUCGCUAUCUCACGGGAGCAGUGUCUGGGGAUUCAACUGCGGCUGUGUCGACAAUAGGCAGCGGUGGCGAUGAUUCAAGUACUCCCGCUCCUCCACCGGCAUCUCCUCCUGAUGGAGAAGAGAAGGAGAGCGGCGGUGACAUGUCUUUGGGCGUACUUGCUGAAGUUGCUCGGCGACUCUCGGCUGAUUGA
Messenger RNA from Phytophthora nicotianae INRA-310, 780 nucleotides. RefSeq lists its product as hypothetical. The record is from RefSeq and is a predicted model, not a curated record. NCBI's taxonomy places the organism in Eukaryota, Oomycota, Peronosporomycetes, Peronosporales, Peronosporaceae. The transcript has 2 exons. Bases 1 to 780 code for a protein of 259 amino acids.